CCAGGCUCCCCCCAUUUUUAUUUUUCACACCACGACAUCCCGUUGAUGGACCCCUCAUGAGAGCUUGAACACCUCCAUUUCACAAGUGCCUAAGUCCUACCGCAACCCAAACCCCAGCCUUGGGGAUUUGUGCGUCAAGGGACCAGGAGCCAAAAAGGGGUUUGUAAAACAUAAAAGUCGCACGCUGCCCUAGGCGCUGCAAAGAUGGCCAAGGACAAAAAGGGCAAGGGCAGCGACAAGAAGGCCAAGCUGGCCGAGAAGAAGGCCAAGCAGGAGAAGAAGGCGGAGAAGAAGGCCAAAACCAAGGCGGCCAAGGCAGACGACAGCGAUGGCGAGGACGUGGACCUGGAUGCGGUGCUAGAGGAAUACAAGAGGCAGCAGGAGCAGUACCUCAAGGUGACGGAGACAGUGGCCGAGGCGCCGCCGCGGGCGCGGGCGGCGUCGUGCCUGCUGGCGUCCCCGUGCAACAGCAAGCAGCUGCUCAUGUUCGGGGGCGAGCUCUUCAACGGGGCCGUGGCCACCUUCUUCAACGACCUGCACGUCUACCACGUCGACAAGGACGAGUGGCGCACCGUCACGUCGCCCAACGCGCCGCUGCCGCGGUCCGGGCACGCGUGGUGCCGGGGCGGGAACCAGGCCUCGUCCGUGUACCUGUUCGGCGGCGAGUUCAGCUCGCCCAAGCAGGGGACCUUUUACCACUACAACGACCUGUGGCAGCUCGACGCCGCGUCCAAGGAGUGGACGCGCCUCGAGCCAAAGGGCAAGACGCCGCCCGCGCGCAGCGGCCACCGCAUGACUUACUACAAGAACUACGUCGUCCUGUUCGGCGGCUUCCAGGACACGGCCAACCAGACAAAGUACCUGGCCGACCUGUGGCUGUACGACACGCAGAACUUUGUCUGGUACAGCCCGGCCCUGCCGGCCGCCCAGCUCAAGCCCGACGCGCGCUCGUCUUUUACUUUACUCCCGCACGAGCAGGGCGCCGUGCUGUACGGCGGCUACUCACGCGUCAAGGCCACCGUGGCCACCAACGCACGAGGCAGCAAGGGUGGCGGCGGCGGUUCCGGCGGAGGAGGAGCACAGCGCAGCGUGCUGAAACCCAUGGUGCACCAGGACUGCUUCUUCCUGCGCAUCACGCAGCCGCCGCCCGAGGCGGCGCCGGGGACGGCGCCGGCGGUGCGGUGGGAGCGGCGCAAGAAGCCGGCCAACUCGCCCGAGCCCAAGCGCGCGGGCGCCACCAUGGCCUACCACCACCGCGGGCGGCGCGGGAUCCUGUUCGGCGGCGUGCACGACGUCGAGGAGAGCGAGGAGGGCAUGGAGAGCGAGUUCUUCAACGGCCUGUUCGCCUGGAACAUUGAGCGGAACCGCUUCUUCCCGCUCGCCCUGCGCAAGGCCCGCGCCGGCGGUGGGCAGAAGCGCGGCGGUGACCAGGGACAACAGCAGCAGAGGGGAGGUCGGAGGGGUCGCGCGCAGGCCAACGAGGAGGAGCUGCUCAGGCAGCUGGCCGCGCUCGAGACGGGGGCGUCGCUCGAGGACGCCGACGCCAUGGAGAUCGACCUCGGCGGGCGGCAGAAGGCGGAAGGGGACGACGAUGACGGCGGCAAGCCGGUCAGGGAGAUGCCGGUUUCCAUGGAGUUCCCGCACCCGCGCUUCAACGCGCAGCUCGCCAUCCAGGACGACGUGCUCUACAUCUACGGCGGCACGUUCGAGAAAGGCGACCGCGAGUUCACGUUUGACGACAUGUACGCCAUCAACCUGGACAAGAUGAACGGCUGUAAGGAGAUCUUCAACAGGCCUACCGAAGACUGGAUCGAGUCCGAGGACGAAGAAGACGACGAUGAGGAUGACGAGGAAGACGACGAGGAUGACGAGGACGAAGAUGUGGAAAUGGACGUCACUAGCCCCAAGAAGUUCACUCCCAGCAAGCGCGGCAAGAAGCCCGAAGAACUGGAGUCCAUCGCCGAUACGGACUCAGGCCUGGGCUCGUCCACCGUUUCGGAAGAAGACGAGACGGAAGCGACAGAGGCGGCGGUGGACGACGGGCUGCCACACCCAAGGCCCUUCGAGUCCCGGCGCGAGUUCUUCGUGCGUACGUCCAACGAGUGGCAGGAGAUCCUCAUGACGAACCUGCGCUGGAAGAACAUCCAGCCCGAAAGCCUGUCCAUCAAGGAGAUCAAGACCAAGGCAUUUGAGCUGAGCGAGGAGAAGUGGUGGGACUGCCGGGAGGAGAUCACGGCGCUCGAGGAUGAGCAGGAGGCCGCGGGCAUCGGCGAGGUGGUCUCGCUCGCGGACCGCGGCGGCGGCGAGGGCGGCGGCGCGGGGCCUGGGGCGACGGGCGGUGCGAGGCGGCGGUGAUGUGUUUUUUUUUUGUUUUGAGGGAAAAUGUAGAGUCAAGAAACUAGACAUCAAUUCGAUCAAUGGCCAGCGGAGCUGCCGCUGUCGUCCUAGCGGUAAACCGC
Molecule: messenger RNA, 2459 nt
Organism: Gaeumannomyces tritici R3-111a-1
Lineage: Eukaryota; Fungi; Ascomycota; Sordariomycetes; Magnaporthales; Magnaporthaceae
Exons: 3
Coding region: 205-2355 (716 amino acids)
Molecular function (GO): protein binding
Source: RefSeq, a predicted model, not a curated record